This is a messenger RNA of Dufourea novaeangliae, 2028 nucleotides long. Its product is annotated as beta-3 adrenergic receptor-like. Bases 1 to 2028 code for a protein of 675 amino acids. The record is from RefSeq and is a predicted model, not a curated record. Gene Ontology annotation, molecular function: G protein-coupled receptor activity. Gene Ontology annotation, biological process: G protein-coupled receptor signaling pathway. Gene Ontology annotation, cellular component: membrane. NCBI's taxonomy places the organism in Eukaryota, Metazoa, Arthropoda, Insecta, Hymenoptera, Halictidae. The transcript has 9 exons.
AUGGUCCCUUGGGCCUUUGGCGUGCCUCUCAUCCUCGUUUCUGCUCUGGGACUUCUUCUUAACGGUUACGUUCUCCUCGUGGUCCUCGGACUGGGCAAACAGACGCAGCAGCAACAAACCGCCAAUACUUUGUUGCUGACACACUUGGGUGCGGUGGAAGCGGCCGUGUGUCUGAUAUUACUGAUCUUUACUACUGGUUCCUGGCCCAUCGCCGGCACCUGGUGCGUCCUCCACGGUUUCCUUUUAACUCUUUUGCAUCCGGUCGCUCUCUGGACCGUAACUGGACUGAACUGUGACAGGUAUUACGCGAUCGCGGCUCCGCUGCAUUACGCUGCGCUGGUGUCGCCUCGACGAGUUGCGGUUGGCCUAGCAGCAUCCUGGACUGGGGCACUAUUUUUAUGCGUGCUACCUUUUUGGGGUUUAGUCCCGCCUUACAGAUACAGUCCAAGUCUUGGCUGUUGCGCCCCGGAUUUUAGUAACGACUCGUGGGGCCUAGCAGCGGGACUUUACGGUGCGGUUUACGCGAUUCUGGGGUUGGCUCUACCAGCGGUCCUCGUCACCGUUUGCAAUUUGCGUGUGCUCGGCAUAGCGCGUUAUCACCGACACCGCAUCGCUAGCGCAAUUUACGAAGUCACCUUGAGCGCCCAGGUGACCAUCACCCAUCAGCGGAAUCCGUUUUUCGUACCAACUGUCACGGCACCAUCCGCCAUCAGCCCGCCCCGCUUUCACAGUGCGGCCAGCACGGUAAUGCAACUAGUCGGUUCUCUCUACUUGCUUUACUUCCCCUAUUGCGGCCUGAUCCUUUGGGAGGUUUGCGGCGUCGGCAAUCAACCGCACCUCUACGAUCACCCGAAGCUGGCUUCGUUGGCCUCUCUUCUACUUGCUUGUUCUCCACCCAUCAACGGCCUCCUUUACGGCUUGAAAUCACAGACCAUUAGGCGAUCGGUGCAAAACUACUGGCGGAAAAAGGCGACAAAGUCCGAGCUCCAACAAGAAAUCCAAGCAAGGACGCCAAGCGCAGCAGGAUCGAGGAGACCGUCCGGAAGUGGAACUGGUUCCUUCUUUCCGUUCCCUCCGUUACAACGAAGACUCAGCGAGGCGCUUCUAGCGUUAGGUUCCUGCAGGAGUGGGAAUAGUAUCGAUAGCAACAAUCUUGGCUUUCAUCGAACCAGAUUGCAGCCAGCUGCAUCGUGCAACACGCUCCGAGUACCAACUUCGGAAUCAGGUGAAAGCAGUAAGCUUGUACGGUCUAGCGCAAGUGCAGCCAGCUUGAUGGGUCCCCAUUAUCGAAGCGACUUCAUUGGGACGGACGUGAGCGCUGGCUGUUCAAUAGCAUUGAACGAGACAUCAAGAAGAAGCCCGAGGAUCCUCAUUACGCGAGCGUGUAGCGAAGAUAGUCAAGAUGGAGGAAGUCCUUUGCUGAGGAAACCUUUCCUCUCAAAUGUUCUGCCAUGCGACAAACGAAGAUGGCGGCACUGCAGUACCGGAAGCGACAGUAGCACGGGAAGCAGCGAGGCGAGCGUGUGGACGACCGGUGUUGCGCAAAAACUCGCCAAGGUCAACGUGAAAAAUUCAUCAGAUAUUUGGGCGUCGUCACGAAGAUAUGGCCGUGGAAAAAAUUUCGAGGAAGGGCCACUUUUAGUUGGCGUCAGACCGAGCAAUAACAGCGAAAGCAGCGAUACCACGGACACCACGGUCACUACCACCACCACGACAAUGCCGACAAAAGCUGCGGCCAUGGAGAACGGAGGCUGUCGAGAGCAAGAAAAAGAAGACACGAAAGCAGAGAAGAGGGACAGAGAUCGCAGCGAGAGUGAGAACAGUUGGAGCAGUGUCGACGAAAUCGACUCGAAGGAAAUGGCGGACAAAAGUACAGAGGAGGAUAAUCUCGAGAAGAUUGAGGGGGAAACAGAGGGACAAAAGUGCAAGCAAUUAAGGCGGAAAUCGAAAACGAUUCGAAAGCCGAACGUUCCUCAGGACUGCAAAGAGAUCACGCAACGCAGACCUCUUCUCGCCUCGUCCUCUUAA